GAAAAGAUAAACAUAGAAAAGAAUAUCAGGAAGAGGAAGAGGACACCCAACUUACGCAUACAAACAAAGGAUACUCGAUUUGCUCCCCGCUACGCUCCGUGUGGGAGUCGGAACGAUCCCGGUCAAAUUGCUGCUACGAAAAUGGCCGAUGCCGUUAGAGUUGACAGAGAUGCUAUGCGGAAAGAGCACGUGACCGACCAUGACCGCCGCGACAAGAUUAGCCGGAUCCUCACGAGCAUCGGCAGGUUCGCCGUUGACUCCGCCGUUCAGGAGUCUCUCAAAGCCGAUACUGGUAGGAAGAAAGUGCAUAAGAUUGUGCAGGAAGGAUUCAUGCAUCAAUGCCCAACGCCCUGUUUAAAUGAUAAGAAGAAACCAGAAGAUCUUAAACUAGCAAUGGAGGAGCUGCAAGCAAAGGAGUUAAUGCAGGAAGACAUGAAUAAAGUAGAGCAAGGAAAUAAGAUAUCAGCCAAGUCUGUCAAUGGAUCAGAGGAUCCAGAGCCUCUGAAGAAGCUUCCAAAUGAAGACAACAAGGAAUCAGAUCUUCUGAAAACGGAUAAGAAAAGAGUUUUUCUUCGUUCCCGGCUAUAAAUUAAUGGGGUUGAGUUUGGUGUCCUUGAUGCCUCACAUAUCAUGUGACUGACAUCAAAAUAGCAUGUUGAGGAUUUGUAUAUGGAUUCUAUGUCUAUCAUGCGCUCGUUUUUCUACCCCAAUGUCAUCUGUAUGUAGAAGUCUGAAAAACUAUAGUAUAUGUUCUUUUUUUGCACAUAAUUUCCACCACGAUUUCUCCUUAUUAUAUGCGAUGGGAUUUGAAUUUAUAGCAUCUACUUCAUAAUCAGAAGGGCUGACUGAAAAAAGAAAUUCCAAAUUUCAUUUUAUUGAAAGGUUUAAGAUUUAUUAUUCUUUGGGGCCGGGAGGAUUGACAAUGGCCUAAGGCUUUAUGGAUGUUUGAUGUAAAAUCUUUCUAUAACGUCCGUGUACCUCAAGAGAGUGCCUAUUUUCCUUGGAAGAGUAUUUGGUUUCAUUAAGGGUGGUGUUUUGUUUUUUGGUUUUUUUGCGCUAAGACAAUUGUCCUUAAAAGAUCUAACUAUGAAUAACCUUAAAAAAUAGUGUCGUUGUGGUUCAUUGAUGUUGUAUGCAUGUGUAAAAGGAGUGGAAAGAGUAUGAAUUAUCUUCUUUUUCAUUGGAGACUGCAGAUGCUUGGUCGAAUGCUAACUAUCUUUAGUAGUUCCGGGUUAUGCCUAGAAGAGAAGUUUGACCUUUUCGCUUGUUGGAGUCUCAGAGUACAGGACGUUGUCGUUUGAAGAUGCUACAACCCAUAAAAGAGAUUCCAUAAAAAGUUGAGGGCAAUUUCAGUCUUUUGAUUAUUACACACUCGCCAUUUCUUUCAACUUCCACGCACAAACACCCACACACACUGAAACUCGCGCUUAUUUCUUUCACCUUCCACGUACAAACUCUCUCUCUCUCUCUCUCUGUCUCGGAGUGUUCAAGAGCACCGAACAUCUAUGGCAGUGUGGACAGCCGCGGCUCGCCAAGCCACCAAUCUCUCUCGGCUCUCCUCCCCGAAAACAGCUUCCACCGCUCAAGCCGCUUCCCUUAUCCAUCGGCGUGGUCUCGCCGGAGGAGGCGUUGCAGAUCAUCAUGGAACUCCAAAGGUGAAUUUUUGGCAGGAUCCAAUGCACCCAUCUAGAUGGAAAAAAGAACAAUUUGUGAUUGUGUCUUUAACUGGAUGUGGAUUACUUUUCUAUGGAGGUUACGAGUUCUUCAUUAAAGGCAAAAACGACAAGGAAGAGAAAGUUGGAGAACAAUCAGGUCCAUCACACUAGCUUUUCUGAGGGAGUUCUACCUGCAAAUAAAAUCUUCACUUGGCUUAUGAUAUGUAGAAUGAGGAUGUUCGUCUUUGUGUUCUCUGGAUGAGGAUGUUUUUCUGUGUAAUUAUACCGCUAGUUUUCGCCUUCUUUGAUUGUACAUAAACUUCAAAAUAAUAGGUUGUGAAUGCUAGACCUUUAUUUCGUUCUAAAACACCCCUUCUUAUGUUCUAACUA
Messenger RNA from Corylus avellana, 2045 nucleotides. RefSeq lists its product as uncharacterized. NCBI's taxonomy places the organism in Eukaryota, Viridiplantae, Streptophyta, Magnoliopsida, Fagales, Betulaceae. The record is from RefSeq and is a predicted model, not a curated record.